AUGUAUCAACAAAAUGAGACAAUUACAAGAGAUGAAUUGAGACGUUAUGUAAAGCACAAUCAUUUAGAUGAAGGGAUGAUAACGAGAUGGCAAGCAUUAUUUGAUCCAACAAAUACUGGUAUUAUAACAUUUCAAAAAUUUUGUGAUGUCCUCGGUGUAAAACCGGAACAAGCACGUACUCUUCGGAAGAGUGUUGUCAAUAACCGACCACUGCCGAAAGAUUUACAAAUAAUCUCCCAAAAUAUGUCACCAGAAGAUCAAUUCCAAAUAUUUGAAUUUGUUCGAUCACUGUUAGAUAAAAAUUUAUCAGGUCAAGAUAUGACACAAAUGAUAAAACAAUGGCUUGAUAAGACAUUCGACCCUUCAUGGCAUGUUGUUAUAAUCGAUGGUUCAUAUUGGAUAUCGUAUUCACAUUUACCUGAACAAUCUCUACAAUUUCGAUUGAAAGAAAAGUGUUAUUUAUUGUCUACGCAAAAUACUUCGGAUCCAUUGGCCAGACACCAUCUGCAACAACCUACUGUAAGAGAGAAGAAACUAGAUCCCAGAGGAGGAAGAAAUCAGGAAGAAACGCUGGAAGUGGAUAGGUCACACAUUGAGGAAAGCACCCAACUGCGUCACAAGACAAGCCCUCACAUGGAAUCCUCAAGGCCAAAGGAGAAGAGGAAGAUCAAAGAACACAUUAGGCCGAGAAAUGGAGACAGACAUAAUUGGAUGAAGUUAUUUCAAUUAAGAAAGACUAAUCGUCUCAGUCUAGAAGAUAUUUGUGAACAUCUACAAUUAAAUAUUGGAGAUGUUCGUCAACAAAGAAGUACACAACUAAAAUCAGCCGAAAAUUCAUUAUCAUCCUACACUGAUAAUCAACGGGUACUUGGAAAUGAUGUACAGGUGAUCGUUGAUCAGAUGCCAAUGGAUAUGAAAUUAAAAAUUACAAAUGAAUUUAGAAAACUAAUCACAGAUAAUGUUGAUUUCAAUGGACUAAAAUUAACAGAAUAUAUGAAACAGUUUAUGGAUAAAAAUUUCUCUUCAUCUUGGGUUGUGCUAAUUGUCAAAGGUUCAUAUUCAACUACAUUUUUGCAUCUUGAGGAUUGUGCAUUUCAAUUUCUUUUGUUGUUUGGAGAACAUUUUUUGGAUUUAAUUAGUGUAUUUUCAAAAAUCGAUACAAACUAUGAUGAGAUUAUCACUAAGGAAGAAUUAGAGAAAUUCGCCAAAGAGAAUCAUCUGGGUAAUCGAAUGGUUCAAAGAUGGUUUGAGCUAUUUUCGGAAGAGACAACAAACCAAAUUACACUUAAUAAUGAAAAAAUGCGAAGAAAUACAAUUCAACAACAUUCAGCAUUGUUUAAACUUGGCUCAGACAUUGAAUACAUUUCUGGCGAUAUGAUGUUACCACAACAAAUCAAUGUCAGCAAUGAAGCCAGAAAAUUAUAUCAAGAAUAUGAAUGCGACAAUAAAAUAUCGAUUGCUACAAAGCUUAAAGAAUUUCUAGAUAGAGCAUUUGGUAGGUCAUGGCAUGUUACGGUAGUGGAUGGUUCCUUUGCCAGUUCAUAUACACAAGAAGUUAAUACUUCAUUUCACUUUAAAAUGAAAAAUCUUUGUUAUCUUAUAUGGAAAACACCAGAGUACAUAGAUGAAUAAUUGAUAAAAUGAUUUCAGUAAUAAAUGUAUUCAAGCAGUAAAAACGUGUUUUUAAAUAUUCAAAGCGAAUCUCGGAAGUUCUUCGUUGAAAACAUUCAUUAUUACACGAGUAACUAAGUGAGAAGAAUAGUUCAUAUUCAGAGUUACACACGAAGAAACCGUUAAGAACGGUGAACACGACGUAGAUAUCAGUAAAACAAUGAGUCACUAACACUCGUCUCAGUAGUGGAUUACAAAAAGUAUUUCAUUAAGUGAAAUGAAUGGG
Schistosoma haematobium is the source of this 1897-nucleotide messenger RNA. RefSeq lists its product as uncharacterized. The transcript is spliced from 11 exons. The record is from RefSeq and is a predicted model, not a curated record. Bases 1 to 1632 code for a protein of 543 amino acids. Gene Ontology annotation, molecular function: calcium ion binding; dynein intermediate chain binding; dynein light intermediate chain binding. Gene Ontology annotation, biological process: microtubule-based process. Gene Ontology annotation, cellular component: dynein complex. Lineage: Eukaryota; Metazoa; Platyhelminthes; Trematoda; Strigeidida; Schistosomatidae.